GAGGGGGAGGCGGCAGGCAGCUCGCAGGCAUCAGGUGUGCAUGCAGAGAGGCAGGAGAGAAAGAGGAGAAGAGGAACAGCAGCCAGAUGAAUGAGCAGCUCAGUGCUGGACAUGCGAUAAGGGGAGCGCGGGACUGUGGCGGGUCUAUAGCAGUAUGUGUAUGUCAAGAUCAGACAUAGGAACAGUGGGGGAAGGAGGUCGACUUUUGUUAUUUAUCUGGAACUUGAUCAAGUAAACAAUGCAGUUCUGCAAGACACACUUAGACUAGUUGCUCUCCGGAUUCAUGCAUGAGGGGACGUGUUUGGCUCAGCGGUAACUCUGACACAGAGGGAAGGAAAGACUCAGAGUCCUUUCAUGUGACCAGGAAAUCUUUGAUUCUGCUGGACCAUGACUGGCAAGCAAGUGAGGCAGUGGAGGUCCAUGUGCAAAGGCCUGGUCCUGGGAACUCUCCUGACCAGCUGCAUGAUCCUUCUUUACUGCCUCUCCACCCCACAGAUCCACUUCAGUGUGCCUGAGGUUCCAGUACCUUACUCCUGUGCCCACCGACCAUCCCAGCUCCACCACAAACCGACCACCAACAGUUCCCAGAAGAGCACUGGCCAAACCUGCGCUCCUAAAGUCGAUAUUAUGUUCAUGAAGACCCACAAAACAGCCAGCAGCACUUUCCUCAACAUUCUUUUCCGCUUUGGAGAGAAACACCGACUGAAAUUCGCCUUCCCUGACAGCAGAAACGACUUCUUCUAUCCGUCUGUUUUCCAGCGCUCCCAGGUUAAAGACUACAGACCUGGAAUGUGCUUCAACAUCAUCUGUAAUCACAUGCGCUUCAAUGCACCUGAAGUGGCCAAGUUGCUGCCGAUGGACACAUCCUACAUCACUAUCCUGCGAGACCCCGCAGAGCUUUUCGAGUCAUCGUUUCACUACUUUGGUCGGUUGGUGCCUUUUACCUGGAAGAUACCAGGUGAUGACAAGCUGAACGAGUUCCUACUUGACCCCAAUAACUACUUUGAUCCAGAAGGCUUCAACUCUUUCUACCUCAAGAAUCUGCUGUUCUUUGACUUUGGACAGGACAACACUCUGGAGCUGGACGAUCCGCGGGUAGAGGAAGGAAUCAAGUUCAUCUCUGACCGUUUUCAGCUGGUCAUGUUGGUGGAAUACUUUGAGGAAUCGCUCAUUCUGCUCAAGGACGCCCUCUGCUGGGAAAUGGAUGACCUUCUCUUCUUUAAGCUCAAUGCUCGCAAGGGAUCCACUGUGUCUAAACUCACCCCUGAGCUGAGGGCCAGGGCCCUUGAGUGGAAUGCAAUUGACUGGAAGCUUUACCAGCAUUUCAACCAAACUUUCUGGAAAAAAGUACAUGCAUAUGGACGCCGACGUAUGGCUGAGGACGUGGCAGAGCUCAGGAAGAGGAACAAGGAGAUGGCGUCUAUCUGCAUCGAGGGGGGUCGUGCUGUGGAAGCUGGCAGCAUCCAAGAAACAGCCAUGCAGCCCUGGCAGCCAAUUGGAGAGAAGUCUAUCAUGGGCUAUAACUUGAAGAAGAAUGUGGACAAAGCACAUCGGAAGUUGUGCCGCAAGAUGUUGAUGCCGGAGAUUCAGUACCUAACAGAGCUUGGGGUGAACCUGUGGAUCACCAAGCUGUGGGGCCACAUCCGAGAUAUCAUCAACUGGUGACCAGGCAUGUGAGCAAGAGGGGCCAAUUCAACUAUGAAAGACUAAUAAAAGAAGAGAGCUGUGACUGUGUGGCUUAAACCGUUUCUGUCACAUUCCCUGUCUCAUUUUGUUGAAACGUAUCCAGAUUCACUUGUUUGCAUUAUAUGUGACGAUGCACUGUAAUCUAUCUGAUGGGUGCUUUAGAAAAAAAAAACAUAUUGUUGACCUCACAAUCUACAAAUACUGAACCAGUUUACUACAUUCAGAUGAGGUUUAGUGUUGUUGUCUGUUUGCGAGUCAAUUUUCAAACAUUAAAAUGUUCUUACUUUCAGACGUGAGCUUGUUCUAAUGGAGUAGUUGGGUGAACCAUGACGUUCAGGACUAAUUGUAUGAGCCCUUUAAUGAAAUAAGAAACCAUUGUUGCCAUCCCUGCCAAAUUGUCGAGGUAGUUUGAAGACAUGGAAAGAAUGGUACGCCACUUUGAAGUAAAUAAUGUCAAACUCUUUGGUGUCUGUCUCCGAAAACUCAAAGAGACUGAUUCCCUUCUAAGGGUUCAAAUGUAGACGUGAAACUAGUGAAUGUAAGUGUUACAUCCCACUUUACUGUCUAUGGAGGACAAAAUCGGCCAUCGUUUUUUUUUUUUAAAUGGCAGAUGUUUACACUUGUCAUAACAGGAAAACACAGGUUCAGCUAAUAACAUUAACAAUCACUCUGUUUCAGGGCCUCCAUUACUGCUGCUUCUAAAUCAAAUGCAGCCAUCAUUAAUGUUAUUAAUUAAACAUGUGCUUUUCCUGCAGUGGCAUCUUAACAUUUCUCUCAUUCAGAAAAAAGGUCUGAUAAAAAAAAUAUGCAAAGAAAUGAAUAAUUAAAAAGCGAAUGCAGCACGAUGCAAUCAAGAAGAAAAAGACUUUCUGUAUUUCUUUACUUAGCUUGUUAUUACUUUAUGAUAUAUGUUGACUUUACUGCUAUAUAAUGUGUAAUUUGGCUUUGUGCUCCAAGGCUCUUUGUAGCCAAGUCUCCUCUUUCUGCUGAUAUCACAAUGUUCAUUCUUAACGUGUGCUGCUGCCAGUUGUUUUGGCAGGAACACUGACUGUGUGGUGGGACUUGCACAGUGAGCCAAAAAAAUAGAAGAAUUUUCAGCCAAGCGAGGUAAAUACAUGUCUUUAAAGGUACUAUGACAGUGACUAACAGUGUUAAACACCACCUACAUGUGUUUACACAGCCUCGCUCUCAUAUCCAGCAGCAGCAGAAGGAAUUCAGUUAAUAAAAGCUAUAAUAAUUCUCCCGUCCAUGCACCACACCCCUCACUUAUUUAAUUCCAUUUCACAUAUUAUUUAUUCUUUAUUUCUAUGCAUUUAGUAUUUUGUUUCUAGUGUUUAAUAUUAGAUUCAGUUAUUGUUUUAUUUACCUGGUAUUUACUGAUUUUGUCCUCCAUACAAUCCCCCAUUGCUACCAGCAAUUUAUGAUAAUCUCCAUAAAGUGAAAUGUAAUAUUGUAUGAAAAAGACCAAUUCAGAAAGUUGUCAGCUUCCUCUCUGUCUGUGACUGUCUUUAUUACUGUAUGUAUAAUAGGUAGUAAGAUUGUUCCUGGUUUUAUUGUGUAUGAAUGUAUAUGACCUCCCAAUGUCUUGGAAUAAUAGGAAAACUAUUUUCUGUUCAGUUAAAUCACACCUUCCUAAUCUGGUGUUGGUGGCAUUGGUCAAUGAAUAAUAUAAGAGAGGAUUGUCCGGUUAAAAUGAGCUUAGGUUGUGGAUAACAGACCAAAGUGACAGCAGUUCCCCACUGACCCAUUAAAGUAUUCCUUGUUUAUCAGUGUUAGAAAAUCCUAAUUAUAUCCACUGUGAUUUACUGUUGUAAAAAUAAAACAUGGAAAAUCCAA
This is a messenger RNA of Stegastes partitus (bicolor damselfish), 3522 nucleotides long. It is a transcript of the gene gal3st1a, whose product is annotated as galactose-3-O-sulfotransferase 1a. Gene Ontology annotation, molecular function: galactosylceramide sulfotransferase activity. Gene Ontology annotation, biological process: myelination; galactosylceramide biosynthetic process. Lineage: Eukaryota; Metazoa; Chordata; Actinopteri; Pomacentridae. The record is from RefSeq and is a predicted model, not a curated record. Bases 388 to 1665 code for a protein of 425 amino acids. The transcript has 4 exons. Gene Ontology annotation, cellular component: membrane.